Molecule: messenger RNA, 2870 nt
Organism: Quercus robur (English oak)
Lineage: Eukaryota; Viridiplantae; Streptophyta; Magnoliopsida; Fagales; Fagaceae
Product: putative RING-H2 finger protein ATL21A
Exons: 2
Coding region: 1561-2667 (368 amino acids)
Molecular function (GO): polysaccharide binding
Source: RefSeq, a predicted model, not a curated record
UUUAGAGAUUUGAGUUUUUUUUUUUUUUUUUUUUUUUUUUUUUUUUUUGUUUUGACAACUUCUAAUUGCGUCUUUGGUUUUUUAUUAUUUUGUUUUUACAAUCUGUGGGUUUGCUACCAUGUUGGGUUUGCUACAUUGUUUUUUUUCCGUUAGAUUGGGUUUGUAAUCUGUUGUUUAGGAUUGAUGUUGAGCCUUUUUUUUUUUUUAAUUUUUGGGUGUUCCUAAUUUUGGUUGAGGGUGUUACUAAUUCUUUUUUAAGGGUAAACAAAUAAAAAAAAUUUAAUUAUUAUAUAUAUAUAUAUAUAUAUAUAUAAAUUUCAGGUCAGGGUGUUCCUGGGAACACCCUGACCUCAAUGUGGCCCCGCCACUGUCUACACUAUAUACAUUUCAUUUUCCACAUGAGUUGACCACCUACAAAAUCUUAUGAACUGGUCUCACUCUUAAAUAUUCAAUCAAGCUCUUUAUGCAUGAUAGUUCUAUCUUUUCAUUUUUCCUCCUUAAUUUUGGUGGGCAAGCUCUGAAUAAGUCUUUUACACAUUGCGGUCAAAUCGUUUCCGUAGGAUUUACGUUGGUCAAAUGCUCUACUCUCACUUCAAACUUUAAGACAUUUCUUUUUCACACAAAAAAGGAGAAUCACUCAUAUUCCAAAUAGAACUCAAAAUCAAGUGGUAGACAAGACUUCUAAUAAAGUUUGAUAACUUCAAACAACAGUAACCCAAAAAAAUAAAAUUUCUUCCUUAUUCAAAUCCAACAAGGAGUCAAACUCCUAAUUCAAGACAUAUUCUACACUAUAUACAUUUCAUUUUCCACAUGAGUUGACCACCUACAAAAUCUUAUGAACUGGUCUCACUCUUAAAUAUUCAAUCAAGCUCUUUAUGCAUGAUAGUUCUAUCUUUUCAUUUUUCCUCCUUAAAUUUGGUGGGCAAGCUCUGAAUAAGUCUUUUACACAUUGCGGUCAAAUCGUUUCCGUAGGAUUUACGUUGGUCAAAUGCUCUACUCUCACUUCAAACUUUAAGUCACAGUAAUGAGAAUGCUAACUUAGUGACAUUUUUUACUUUUCUUUACUAGAAGAACUAGAAUUCUAAUUCAUAUUUUCUCUACAUGUUGUUAAUGAUUAAAGUAAGUAUUAGUUUUCUAUUGUUUAUAAUUCACGUCACUUUUAUUAUGUAGCAUCAACAAACGAUAUGAGCAAAUGUAAUUUUUUUUUCCUCCUUACACUUAUUGUUUCGUCAGAUUUAGAAUCAAAAGACCAUGUAACAUUUGUACUUCAAUUUUAUUGUACACGGCCCAACAUGACCUCGAGUGGAACCAUUCUUAUUAUGGCCUUCUGUUUUUAGUUUGACUUUUUGUUUUCUAGAACUUUAAUUUAGCAUGGUAUUAAAAUACUUAUGAUCGUAGACUUUUUAAUAAAACAUUUGUUGGUUAAUAACAUCUUCAAAUGAACAUAAAAAACAUCAAUUUCUUAUUCUCUCUCCAACAAUAAAUAUAUGUAGUAUUUAUAUUGCUUGAGUAGAGUAGAAUAUAGCUUUGCAUCCAAACAUCAAAAUAUCCUAACACCAAAUGAACAUUCUCAAAGUCACUUCCUCCAUCCUCUUCUUCUUCUUCUUCUUCUUCUCCUUCUCAUACCUUGCAACCAGCACAGAGUCAUGCAAAAACUCUGUUUGCAGCUCCAACAGCCCGGGAAUUCACUUCCCGUUUCGGAUACAAAGCCGUCAGCCAGAGUCAUGUGGCUAUCCGGGUUUUGAUUUAUCCUGCAAUAAUGCAACCCAAACAGUGCUUCUGAACCUGCCUUAUUCAGGACAAUUCAUUGUCCAAGGGAUAGACUAUACCACACAGCAAAUAUGGAUCAAUGAUCCAAAAAACUGCCUCCCUAAACAGCUUCUUUCGCUUAAUCUCUCUGGUUCUCCCUUUAAGGGUGUAUAUCAUCAAGAAUUUUCAUUCUUUAACUGCUCCUCUGGUUUAUUGAAAGAUCAAUUAACACCUAUUAUUUGUCUUAGCGAUUCAAAUCACACAAUAUUUGCUACCUCGUCUAGAAGAGUUGCUGCACUUUUGUUAUCAACUUGCGAGUUCAUUACAAAUGUUUCGGUUCCAGUUCAGAGGCCAUUUUAUGAGCAAAUAUUAUCCUCAGACCUUAAUGAUGAUCUCUGGCUAACUUGGGAUGAACCUUCUGGUUGUGGAAAGUGUGAGUCACGAGGAGGGCAGUGUGGGUUCAAGACCAAUUCAAGCCAUGAAAUUGUGUGCUCUAAUAUUCCUCAUCAGUCCGGAUUUCCAAGGAGCGCAUGCUACGCCAUUGCCGUUGUUGUUGGAGUACCGGGAAGUCUGUGCUUGAUAGGGCUACUAUGUUUUCUCUUUGGCAAGAUCGAGUCCUAUAUUGCUAGAAGACACAUUGAAAUCCCAGAAUUCAAUCCUACAAUUGCUCCACUGUCCAAAAUUAUGGUGGGCCUUGGUGGGUCCACAAUAGAGUCAUUCCCAAAAAUAGUUCUUGGUGAGAGCUGGUGCCUACCCAAGCCCAAUGACAACACUUGCCCAAUAUGUUUGUCAGAGUACCAGCCUAAAGAGACUCUAAAGAUCAUACCUAAAUGCCAGCAUUGUUUUCACAUUGAAUGCAUUGAUGAAUGGCUUAGCUUGAAUGCUACGUGUCCCAUUUGUCGGAAUUCUCUCCAAUGAUUACCACCAGUGGAUAUUUCAUGACACUUUGGGAUAUAUUAUUUUCCCAUUUCAAUUCUAGACUUUGUACUAAUGUUUUUUACAAAUUGUGCUUUACUUUUCUUCUCUUGUUUGAGCCAUUGUUUCUUGAAUGGUCACAUCAUUUGAUUUGAGCAUAAACUAAAUUCUAAUGGUAUCUGCAAAUCCAAUAAUGUUUGCACCAA